This is a messenger RNA of Megalops cyprinoides (Indo-Pacific tarpon), 1702 nucleotides long. RefSeq names its product ribosomal oxygenase 1 (gene riox1). The transcript is spliced from 15 exons. NCBI's taxonomy places the organism in Eukaryota, Metazoa, Chordata, Actinopteri, Elopiformes, Megalopidae. Gene Ontology annotation, molecular function: histone H3K36 demethylase activity; histone H3K4 demethylase activity. Gene Ontology annotation, cellular component: nucleolus. Bases 13 to 1638 code for a protein of 541 amino acids. The record is from RefSeq and is a predicted model, not a curated record.
GUAGACACCAACAUGGAGAGAACACAUGUGUCUGCCCGUGAAAUAUACAAAGCAGUAUUAGAAAACACUUCUCAUUCAGAUCAGGCGGUUGCAAAAAAGAAGAGGAAAGAAAAUGGGCAUCAACUUCCUAAACCCAUUAAGAAGACUAAAAGGAAAAACCCUGGCAGGCAAGUUCUCAGAGGUACACAGAGAGAAGUGAAGAUGCAGAAAUCAGCUGGGCCGCAGUGCGUUGACAAGGACGAUAAAGUGACUGAGGGGCCAGACUUGGAAGCGCUGCUUUCUGAUCUUGCUAAGAUCAACAACAGCAGAGAGAGGGCCAACAAGCUUUUUGAGUGGCUUAUUCACCCCAUUCCUGCCAAAAGCUUCUUCAGAGAUACGUGGGAGAAGAAGCCGAUUCUCAUCAGACGUCAGAAUCGGGAAUAUUACAAUGGUUUGUUUUCUACAGCAGAGUUUGACAGGAUUUUAAGAGAGGAUGAAGUUCAGUUUGGAGUGAACCUGGAUGUCACAAGUUACACUAAGGGCAAGAGAGAGACCCACAAUCCCCCUGGACGGGCCCUGCCUUUGACGGUCUGGGACUUCUACAAGCGUGGUUGCUCGCUACGGAUGCUCAACCCCCAGGCCUUCUCCUCCACUGUCUGGAAUGUGCUGUCUAUCCUGCAGGAGCAGUUCAACAGCAUGGCCGGGGCCAACGUGUAUUUGACACCCGCUGGAACACAAGGCUUUGCUCCUCAUUAUGACGACAUUGAGGCGUUUGUGGUCCAGCUGGAGGGGAAGAAGCACUGGAGGGUGUAUAACCCCAGGAAUGACGACGAAGUCCUGGCCCCUGUCUCCAGCCCGAAUUUCAGUCAGUCAGAAAUUGGGGAGCCAAUACUGGACGUGGUUCUGGAGGCCGGAGAUCUGCUUUAUUUCCCCCGUGGGUUCAUCCACCAGGGAAACUGCCUGCCUGACGCUCACUCCCUCCACAUCACCAUCUCUUCCUACCAGAGGAACAGCUGGGGAGACCUGCUACAGAAGCUUGUCCCUGUAGCUCUGGAGACUGCAAUGGAAGAGGAUGUGGAGUUCAGGCGAGGGUUGCCCCUGGAUUAUCUGACCUACAUGGGGGUUCAGAACUCUGACAAGGAAGACCCUCGGCGGAGCCAGUUCACAGCACAGGCUCUGGGCUUGAUGAAGAGGCUGGCGGACUUUGCUCCAGUGGAUGCUGCUGUAGACCAGAAAGCCAAGGACUUCCUGCAUGACUGCCUGCCUCCUGUUCUCACCCCAGAGGAGAAGGCCAGCAGUAUGCAGGGAGCCCCGGCCAGGUGGGAGGACGGAGAGGCCCGAGACGUGACCGUCCACAUGAAGGCUCAGACCAAAAUCCGACUGAUCCGGGACGGAAUCGCCAGGUUAUGCAGUGAGGGAGACGCAGUGGUCCUCUAUCACAUUGCAGACAAUUCCAGAGUGUACCACAGGGAGGAGCCCAAGAGCUUUGAAAUAAAAGAAGAGCACACAGAUGCCGUGGAGUUCCUGAUCCACUCCUACCCCAAGUUCGUGUCAGUGGGCAGCUUGCCGUGUGACACAUUUGAGGACAAGGUGUCCUUGGCGGAGAUCCUCUUUGAGCGGGGUCUGGUCCACACUUCAGAACCACUGCUGCCCUCCUGAGGCAUCUCCCUACAUGCUGGAUGUCAGACAUCUGCAGUCUCUGUAACCCUGCAAAGCGGAACAC